UGAGAGGGGUGGGGUCUCAUUUGUCAGGCGGCUUCCUCCUUUGCCGAGACCCAUGGAAAGGCGACGAACGCGCUGGAAAGGCACCGAAUAAGGGCUGGCGAUUGCAACUAACUUCUCGGCGACUGCUGCUGAUCUGACACUCCUUGGAUAAUGGGAAGCGUGGCGGAACCGCCACCCUGACCGGGCGGUGAAACGUCCGUAUGGAGCUUUUUCUAACUGAGGUGCCUUGAUGGUGCGUCUAUUAAAGUGAAUGAUUUGGCUGGAUGGCGCGAUGAAGGAAACACGGCGUCGCCCGCUGAAGACCAUGAUUUUGGGAGCUACUUUGCAUGUUUUCUGCGUUAUUUGCGCCAUACACGGAGCCAAUCAAAUGCAAGGCACUUAUACAGGAAAGAAAGGAGAAGCCCAUCUUCCUGACCACCUAGAUCCAGCUACCAUCAAGCCCCCUAUCAUUUCAGUGGUGUCCCAGCCUCACACGCUUAUAGUUCAGGUGCUGUCUGAUGAAGAACUUUGGAAGGAGAUAGGUGACCAUCUGGAGUACAGAGUCCUUUAUAAGAAGGAAGAAGAGGAGAGCUUCAGGAUAUAUAAAAACUUCAGUUACCGUUUCACCCAUCUGCCUAUUGAAGGCCUGGACGCAGGGGUGAAGUAUUGCGUGAAGGUGAUCUAUAUAGCUUACAAUAAACCCCUCAAUGAACCAAGCAACCUUGAGUGUGCCUUUGUCACAGAGCUCGAAGAUACCAAGCGCAUGCGAGACGCGGUGGGCAUUGCAGUAGCUGUGAUCCUGCUCUGUGUUCUGGUUCCAAGUUGCUUGUGGAUGGUUGGCAGAAACCAGAAGAGACUGAAGCAGGCUUUGAAACCGCCGCUCAGCGUGCCCCUGCACUUCCAAGAGUUCCUCAUGGAGGACUUUGACCCAUCCCAACCGUCGGUGGACGCCAAGCACUGUGGCUCCAGUACUGAGGAGGUCUGGGACACUAUCUCGGUGGUGUCUACAGGCAACUCUGCUGCACAUAAAAUCCACUUUGUAGUGGGUGGCUCCAUGCCAGAAGCUCCAGGGAAUCAGGAGCAACCCCUCCUAGCACCAGGCCAGGACGGAGAGGACGAGAUCAGUCUGAACAAUGGCUCCUUAUGACCAGGACCUACUUAUGCGAUGUGUCGUUUGCCUGUUGAGCCGGAAGCGUGCAACUCGCUGGUCUCUCCGCCGAGUGGGCAGGAACUCAGGGCCCAGUAUGCAGACCUGUGCAUUUGUAGAUGGUGGUGCUGACCUUGGCUUCGCACGUACCAAGCAUCCGUUAUUCGCGGCCAUGCAGCAAGCGUGGCAUCCAAUGGCAGGGUCUGUCUUCAGGUCAAUGCGCCCGUGCCCUCACUCCUAAUAACUCCAUUUUGGCGUCAUCCUCGUGCUGACGGAACACUUUGUUGAAGAUGGUAUCAAUUUCCAAGAAGUAUUAUAUUUUGUGCCUUUAUCAGAAGCAUAUUACUGUGUGCGUUUUCCCUUACUGCUGCAUUCGAGAUGUCUCCCCUCAGGAUUUAUAAAGUCCCUACAAGGAUAUAGAAACUUUUGGGCUGGAAGAUGAUAUCCAUCUCCUCUUCUCUCAUCCCUUUGCACAAACAGAGUUGAUGGAGGGCAGGCUGCCCAAACCAGUACUAGUAACAAAGUGGGAUGCAACUCUUCCAGGAACUGUGCAAAAAAUAAAAGCUUUCACUCAUUUAGUUUA
Brienomyrus brachyistius is the source of this 1709-nucleotide messenger RNA. RefSeq lists its product as uncharacterized. The transcript has 6 exons. The coding region runs from base 251 to 1126 and encodes 291 amino acids. Gene Ontology annotation, molecular function: protein binding. NCBI's taxonomy places the organism in Eukaryota, Metazoa, Chordata, Actinopteri, Osteoglossiformes, Mormyridae. The record is from RefSeq and is a predicted model, not a curated record.